Messenger RNA from Chlorella variabilis, 1422 nucleotides. RefSeq lists its product as hypothetical. Lineage: Eukaryota; Viridiplantae; Chlorophyta; Trebouxiophyceae; Chlorellales; Chlorellaceae. The transcript is spliced from 5 exons. Gene Ontology annotation, molecular function: DNA binding; FAD binding. The record is from RefSeq and is a predicted model, not a curated record. Gene Ontology annotation, biological process: photoreactive repair. Bases 1 to 1335 code for a protein of 444 amino acids.
AUGGCGAGCACCGUGAGCCGCGGCGUCCUCCCCGUGGCGGCAGCGGCGCCCUGGCAAAGGCGCCCGCUCCGCCCCCGCCUGCUGGCCGUCUGUGCCUCCGCCCCCGCAGUCGCCCACCAGCCUUGCGUGCUCGGCGGCCUCGCGCAACAGCUGCGCCAGCUGAAGCAGUUCAAGGUGUGCCUGCUGGGAGGUGUGGACGCUCCCGCCCCCGCCGCUGACCGCGGCACCCAGUCGGCCGCCCGCGGCGUCCGCCAGCCGCAGCCCACCCGGCAGCCCGCGGGCGUGGGCGACGGCGCGGCGCCGGGCUGCGGCGCCGGCCGCCGCCCGGGCAUCGUGUGGUUCCGCGGCGACCUGCGCCUGCACGACAACGAGGCGCUGGCGCGCGCGCAGGCGGAGUGCUCCUCCCUGCUGCCGGUGUACUGCUUCGACCCGCGGGAGUACGGCAAGAGCCCGCAGGGAUACGACAAGACGGGCCCCUACCGCGCCCAGUUCCUGGCUGAGGCGGUGGCCGACCUGCGCGCCGCGCUGCGCGCCGCCGGCAGCGAGCUGGUGGUGCGGGUGGGGCGGCCGGAAGAGGUUGUGGGGGAACUGGUGCGGCGCACCGGCGCGGGCGCGGUGUACUGCCACACAGAGGUGGCGUACGAGGACCUGCGCGCCGAGGCGGCGGUGAGGGCGGCGGCGGAGGCGGGGGGCGCCCGCCUGCGCGCCUACUGGGCCAACACGCUGUGCCACCUGGACGACCUGCCCUUCAGCCUGGACCAGCUGCCGCAGAACUUUGACAAGUUCCGGGAGCAAAUAGGGGGCGUGGCGGUGCGGGCGGCCCUGCCUGCGCCGCAGGAGCUGCAUGGGCUGCCACUGGGGGGGCGGGUGGACCCCGGGGACAUCCCCACCCUGGAGCAGCUGGGCUUGCAGCCCCUGCCCGCCGCCGCCGCCACCGGCAGCAUCGGCGAGGGCGGCAGCCCCCGGGGCGGCGAGGGCGAGGCGCUGCGCCAGCUGCAGCGCUUUGUGGCGGCGGCCGGCGGGCAGGCGGCGGCGGGCCCGGUGGCCGCCGCCCACGGCUCCAACUUCUCAGCCAACAUCGCGCCCUGGCUGGCCACGGGCUGCCUGUCGCCGCGGCGCAUGCUGGAAGACGCGCGGCGUGCGCUGGCGGCCCCCACGGCAGCUGGCGCCACGCCGGCGGCCUCGCGCCCGCUGCAGGCGCCGCUGGAGUGGGUGCGGUUUGAGCUCUACUGGCGCGACUUCUUCCGCCUCCUGUCCCGCAAGUACAGCUCCAUCUCAGGGGCCAGGCUGGGCAGCAGCGCCGCCACCGCCGCCGCAGCCGCCGUGGCCACCUGACGCCGCCCCUCUCCUCUCGUUGCGUGGUCGACUUUCAUCUGAUGGGCCCUGUGGCCGGCAGCCCUUGUUCGGUAACAUGGUGCAAGC